Molecule: messenger RNA, 2268 nt
Organism: Thyridium curvatum
Lineage: Eukaryota; Fungi; Ascomycota; Sordariomycetes; Thyridiales; Thyridiaceae
Exons: 3
Coding region: 1-2268 (755 amino acids)
Source: RefSeq, a predicted model, not a curated record
AUGAAUCUCAGAUUCAUAUUGUGUUGCGCGUUGUCCCUGUCAGUUGGGCAUUGCAACGCAAGAAAAUGCACAACUAGACGUACCACUGGCUAUCCCACGAGCACGAGCACGAGCGUCAGCAGCGCGGCGCCAACAUGCAGCGCUGCACCGAGCACGCUGCACCUCAAGUCUUCGCCCUACGAGAACUACUUCAUCUCCGACUGCCAUUCGUCUGGCCAGGUGGUAGUCACAUCGCCGGCCGAGGGGGACGACUUCACUGUCAUCGCUCCGCGGCUCUUGUUCGCAUGGCCGGCGGGCAACAGUGGCGCGGCUUUGCUCUUCGUGCCGGACAACGGCAUCAACGGCAGCCUGACCAUUGAGGCGGUCAACUCUAGCACUGGCACGCCUUUGGGGCCGAUAUACAAUCCCGCGCCUGCUGGGGCCAAGAACCAGAACGCCAGCUACGGCAUCAGCACGCAUGUCAGCCUCAACUCCACCGCGCGCCUGAACGUCGCUAUCCUUGGCAGCAUCCGGACCAUCCGCGACUACGUGGAGGGGCCGAGCAUCCUGCGGCCGGAGAUACAGUCAGCGCUCAAGUUUGAGGAGAACAAGGACGGAGGCGUGACCAUUAGCCGGUUGUGGCUGGACAACACAACCACUACGACUGUCGUCUUCUCGCCCGCCUCGGACAACAUCAAGGCCAAGGUGAACAAUCAGUCGGUGACAUUCGCAGCCGGGACCUGGGCUGUCAACGCCUCGUUCAACUACCCGCAGCCGACGCAACUUGGCGACAAGCAGGUUCUGCAGCCCGAGUCCUACAACCUCAUUGAGCGGAACGCAACACUGGUGGAGUCCCUUGCGUUUCUUUCGUACACGGAUAAGCUGCUGGCCGGCGCUUGGAGGUUUCUCACCUACUUUGGGCGCGACUCGAUGAUCGCAACGUUGUUAAUGGAGCCGGUUCUCAGUCAAGGCAAAGGAGGUGCGAUCGAGGCGGUCAUAGCUGCGGUGCUGGAUCGUGUGAACAGUUCUGAUGGUUCUGUUUGCCAUGAGGAGACCAUAGGUGAUUACUCGACAUGGCAGAAUCUCCGAGAGAGCAUUCCAAGCACAGCACCUCAAUGCGAUUACAAAAUGAUCGAUACGGACUUUUACUUGCCCAUCCUAAUGAAUCAGUAUUUUGUUCUCAACCCAAAUGGAUCAGCCCGGACAUCAGAAUUCAUGAAGACAGGCGUCACGUUCUUUCCGAAAGACGCAAACCUCACAUACGGAGACAUGGCGCUCAAGACGGCAGAGAGGAUCAUGGAGAAGGCGGCCCCCUUUGCCAGUAAUCAGUCGAUUGCAAACCUCAUCCACCUGAAGGACGGCCAGUCUGUCGGGCAGUGGAGGGACAGCGGCUCCGGGCUUGGCGGUGGCCGGAUCCCGUUCGAUGUGAACACUGCGCUUGUCCCCGCGGCACUUCGAGCUAUAGGCUCGCUCUCGCGCCACGGCUUCUUCAAUCACUCGGACUGGAAAGAGACAGCAGACGCAUACGCCAAGGUGUGGGAGGACAAGACGCUAGACUUCUUCACGGUGACGGUGCCCGAGUCCGACGCCAAGGACCUGCUCAAGGCCUACGUCAACGCGUCUUCGUUUGCCGGGUCGGACCAGUCCGGCUCCAUCGACGGGGACGUCGACUUCUACGCGCUCGCGCUGGACGGCAGCAACGACCAGGCCAAGGUCAAGGUCAUGCACUCCGACACGUCCUUCCGGCUCUUCCUCGUCAACGGCACCGACGACGCGCAGCUGUCGGCCUUCCUCAACGACACGGCCAAGUCGAUCGUCCGCACGUUCCCGGCCGGGCUGCUGACGGACGUGGGCAUGCUGGUGGCGAACCCGGCCUUCACGGGAGUCGCGUCGGACGCCAAGACCUUCGCCACGAACGCAUACCACGGCACGGUCGUGUGGGGGUGGCAGCUCGCCAUGAUGGCCCGAGGCCUCGAGCUCCAGAUGUCGCGGUGCGGCGGCAACAGCGGCUCGGCAUCCGCUGCGCCGCCUGCGUUUUGCGGCGACAAGGCUGUCUACAACAAUGUGGUCGCCGCGUACAACAAGCUCUGGGACGUGAUCGAGGCGAACAGCGAGCACUUGAGCAACGAGGUGUGGUCGUGGACCUACGGGGACAACAAGUUCAAGUACAUCGAGCUCGGUGCUCUGCCGCCUCCGCCGGGAUCCAACCCUGUCGAGUCGGAUAUUGUGCAGCUUUGGAGCCUGACCUUUUUGGCUGUGAAGCGCAAUGGCAAGUUUCGGGAUUCUUGA